CCCGGAUUCUGAUUGAAGGUGGUUAACUGUUGGGGGCCGGGUUUCGUGAACUAUCCGUUGAUGAUUUUUAAUAUUUUAGUCGCUUCAAGGACGGAGCAGCCGUUAGAUGGUGUCGCUAAUCCAUUGCUCUGUCCUGUCUCUCCAACUCCUGCUGCACUUUGUCUGCCACAGCGUCAGAGCAGCAUCCGAGGGAUCCGAGUCAGGCCCACAAACACAACUUAAGUCAGCAGAUAUGUCCAUCAACUCCCUCCUGAGAUGGACCCUUAGGUCUCAGAGGAAGCAGCUAGUCACACGUUUCACCCACCACAGAACGUUGUCGGGGGCAGAGGCUGUCAACGCACUACGACCGUUUUACUUUGCUGUCCAUCCAGACUUCUUCGGUCAAUAUCCCAGAGAACGGGAAGUGAACGAGAAUUCAUUAAAGAGAUUAAACGGAUAUCUGGAAAACCUUCAGAAGUCAGACUCUAAAUCAGUCCGGCCCAUGACGCUAACUUUCUUUGUCAGAGAAACAAAGGACAACAGUGAUGUUCAACCAGACAUGCUCACCUCAGGUUUUCGAUCAGUGAGUUUCAUCUUGCAAACUCAGGAUGUCCUGAGCACUGUGAUAAACAUUCUGGCUUCCUGCAGCCUGCCUGUGGAGCACUUGAAGGGACUUAAAGGAAGUUCUCAGACAUCUCAUAGUGCACCUGAGGCUGGACUGUUUUUCUACAGACCUAUUAAAUGGGACAAAAGCUACUACAGCUUCACUGGCUUCAGAGACCCUGAGGAAGAGCUGCAUCAGGCCAGGACAGUAGAGCCCACACUCAGUCUCUGGCUGAAAAACAACGAGCCUGAAGCCACAAAGAAGCACAGCGCCAGCCUUCCAAGAAGAGAAGAACUGAACCGGUUGAAGAAGGAACUGUGUAAAACCUUUCAUUUGGCAGAUAUCCGGUGGCAGCGCAGCUGGAGCGUGACUCAUAAAUGCUGCCAGCUUCAGAGUCUCAGCCGAUUGUCCUACCAGAACCCAGAAGCCCUCAUCAACCUGCAAGGACACACUGUUGUGUUUGCUGACCAGUCGGGAAUGAACGCCUCUGGACACGUACUUCUGGGAAAUAUGGAUGUUCAUCACCAGUGGGCUAAACUGUUUGAGCAGCUGCCUGGCUACCACAGCCUCCAGCAGCAGACGAACUGGCUGAAGGAAAGAAUCAGUCACCUUCUGGGAGGAACUCAGGUGGUCCACAUGGAGAGGCUGGGACUGGUCCAGCCCAUCGCUGAGCACUACAGCACACUCAACACCUUUCACAAGAAUCUAAUGUCCCAACGGCUGUGCCUGCACCCUCGGAGCCUGUCUGGCCUCACUAUGGUGCUUGAGAAGGACUGCUCUACACCCAUUCUUCAUGAAACGGGACACUUCAUUAUCCCCACCAGCUGUGACCCCUCCAAGCUUCAGGUGUUCCUCCAGACUCACGCCUCUGAGGCCAGGCAGCGGAUCCAGCGAAGGAAUCAGCUGCAGGUGGAGGAGGACGCUGUAGUCCAGUCUUGUCUCCAGACCCUGUCUCCAAGGAGCUUGUCCAAAGAACCCAGUAUCAGCUCCAGUCAGAUGAUCCAGUGCUGUCAGAGGCUGCUGGCGCAGCACCCCCCCCUCCUGCAGGGCCUCCACAUCUGUGUUUCUCACUUUUACUCAGUCCUGCAGGAUGGGGACCUGUGCGUUCCUUGGAACUGGAAGAACUGAACCACAGGACCGGGUUGGCACAAAGAAGCACUUUAUCCCCCGACUUGUCACAAGAAAAACGUGGAGGAAGAGAACAGUUAAAUUACGUUUUGUUUUUUAAACUAGGUGAAAAGUUUUCAGAUUUUAUAAAUGAAAGUCCUGAAGCUGAAUGUUUGAAUCCUGAUUAUAGAUGCAGUUCAGCACUGUCAGAGUGUUUUAUUUUUAUGGAAAGGAGACUUUGAUUAAAGUUCAGAGAGUCUGUUUAUUGUGGCUGUUAGUCAAAUAUUUCUUCUAAAGGCCCAGUCAGACCUGAAUGUAAACAACUUCAUUAAAAUUAA
This is a messenger RNA of Nematolebias whitei (Rio pearlfish), 2028 nucleotides long. RefSeq names its product T cell activation inhibitor, mitochondrial (gene tcaim). Gene Ontology annotation, cellular component: mitochondrion. The record is from RefSeq and is a predicted model, not a curated record. The transcript is spliced from 11 exons. NCBI's taxonomy places the organism in Eukaryota, Metazoa, Chordata, Actinopteri, Cyprinodontiformes, Rivulidae. The coding region runs from base 107 to 1711 and encodes 534 amino acids.